AUGACCACACUAAGAUAUCGAGAUGGAUGCACAGGAUUUGGCGGUGGAUUCAUGAGCAAUUUUUUUCGUAGACUACGGUCAAGUGGGCAAUCUGUUCCAAGCUCAUCUCGAGAAGUAACGAGCAGAGUUACCUCAACACAUCAAACUUCUACAAUAUCAUAUCAGGAUCCCUCGCUCGCUUCAGCGUCCAAUUUUUAUUCACAAAGCAGCAAUACUCAAUCUGCGUUUAAUAAGGGCGAAACUGAUACAUCUAUUUCUGUACUUCCAAACAAAGUGAAUGUGAAAUCUAAUCUUAAUGAAAGAGGGAUUGAUAUCCCAUCUCAUUCUCACAACGAACAAGGAGACGCAGAUUCAUUACAUAGUCGAUUAACAGAUAUUCAUCUGUUGGAACAAAAGGUGGACAACAUUGAUAACAAAUUGCAAAUGAUAAUUAAUUUAAUUCAAUCAUCCAAUAAAGUAGUCACGGAUGGUUUAAACAAGGAAGAAAGAACAAAAGUCGGAGAUGAUGACAGUAAUAAAGAGGUAUUAAUUCAUAACGAAGCCAAGAUCGAUGCCUUAACAAAGAUAGUUGAAGACAUACAAAGCAUCUUAAAAAAAGAACAUCAGCCUGUAUCCCAGGGAAUUAAUGACACAAUCAACAUCACAUCUACUUUGGAAAACAAAGCCUUAACACCAGUUAGCAAAAUCGCAUCUUCAGAUGGAAAACCCUCAACCAAUACAACAGAUUCAAUUAAAAAAUUAGAAAAGGAUAACAAUCUUUACUGUUCUAGGUGUGGUCUAUUAAAAACAAAUGACGAGUGGUGUGAACCAUGUGACCGAGCAAUCUUCGAGUCAAACUUCUCAAACUGGACUAGUGGUAAUGCUAGUAUUGAUACCUUCAUUCGAGAAACCCAAAGCACGGCAACAACGAAAUUCAACUUCCUUGAGUGGAUAGCUUUCGACAGAAUAACGGAUAUCAAACAUAUUGGUAAAGGUGGAUUUGGUGAGGUAUUCUCAGCCCGGUGGAUUGAUGGCCCAAGGACAAAGUGGAAUAGCGAGAAAGCAAUUUGGGAAAGAUAUCCGAAUGUAAAAGUGGCUUUAAAGAGUUUACUAAAUCUGAAAGAAGAUGCUAUCAAUAGCGAAUUGUUUAAAGAGCUUCAAUCGCAUUUGAAAGCAAAUAACCAGGUGUCAGGACGCUUCACCACCUUACGUACCUUCGGUAUGACACGCGAUCCAGUAUCCAAAGCUUACAUGAUGGUGAUGACACUGGCCGACGAUGGCGAUCUUGGGGCUUACCUGAAAUCCGAAUUCUCGUCUCUCACCUACACUAAAAAACUUGAAAUUCUCUAUGAUAUUGCUACUGGUAUCGUUCAAAUCCACAAAUCUGGUCUUGUUCAUCGUGACAUGCAUAAUGGAAACGUGAUGUGCCAGAGGUAUGUAAACAAAGAACAAAACCGAGACGAGUGCAGAUUCGUAAUAGGCGUUUGGCUUAACAAAUGCUUAUACUCACCUGAUUCGGAAGUGGCUAACGAAUUUCUACAGGGUGACAAGCUUAGAUUGAGGGAACCUCAAAAGCAAAAAUUGCAUCCUAGUUAUAGUCAACAUAGCAUAUUUCAUAAUAUAAUCUCAGUCAAAUCACAAGACAUGAUGAAAUCAUCAGAAACGGAAAUCCCAACAGACGGUUUUGACGAGUUCACAAUUCCCGAUGAGAAUGAUAUAGAUUCAUUCGAAGAUUCAAUGAAAUUCAAGAUUCCUGAAAUUUUCGAGGAUGAUGACUGA
Acaulospora morrowiae is the source of this 1758-nucleotide messenger RNA. The record is from the annotation of a GenBank genome assembly. NCBI's taxonomy places the organism in Eukaryota, Fungi, Glomeromycota, Glomeromycetes, Diversisporales, Acaulosporaceae.